Molecule: messenger RNA, 2793 nt
Organism: Arachis stenosperma
Lineage: Eukaryota; Viridiplantae; Streptophyta; Magnoliopsida; Fabales; Fabaceae
Product: G-type lectin S-receptor-like serine/threonine-protein kinase At4g27290
Exons: 7
Coding region: 225-2681 (818 amino acids)
Biological process (GO): protein phosphorylation; recognition of pollen
Molecular function (GO): protein serine/threonine kinase activity; ATP binding
Source: RefSeq, a predicted model, not a curated record
GGACACAUCUUUUUUUUUUGUCCUCUCACUGUUCUUAUUCUUUCAAACAUCCUUCUUCUUCUGCUACUACUGCAGCAUAAUCGUCUCGCACAGCUGUUCUCAACAGUGGGAAAGAAUAGUAAGCAUAUCAUAUUGCUUAUGCAAUUAAGAAGGUCCAAGCUACUUCUAGAAAAAAAAAAUUGAAGUUUAUUUGAGAAGUAGAGGGAAAAUCAAAGAAAUACAGAAUGCUAUUUGUUUGGCUCUUUGUUAUUUCUUUUGUUAAACUCUCCACUUCACAACAUAUAUUGACGCCGCGUCACUUUGUCCGUGACGGCGAGACUUUGCUUUCCCGUGAUGGAACAUUUGAGCUUGGUUUCUUCAGCCCUGGAACUUCUACAAAUCGAUAUCUUGGUAUAUGGUACAGGAAUGUGUUCCCAAAAGCAGUUGUGUGGGUGGCCAACCGCGAAUCACCAAUCAAGAACAAUUCAGGAAUCUUGACCAUCAACAAUGAAGGAGUUCUUGUGAUCCUUGUGAUUCUCAUCAACGGCACAAACAGCAGCAGCCCUGUUUGGUCUUCUAAUGUGCCAAGCGAAGCGGUUAUUAAUCCAAUAGCACAGCUUCUGGAGACAGGGAAUCUUGUGGUGAAGAAUGGAGUUAAAGAUUCAAACAACAAUCAGUUUCUCUGGCAGAGUUUCAACUACCCUGGCGAUACGCUUACCAUGCAGGGCAUGAAGCUUGGAUGGAACUUAAUGACAGGUCAAGAAAUAUUCCUUUCUUCUUGGAGAAGUAAGGAUGAUCCAAGCCAGGGAGAAUAUUCAUUAAAGAUUGACCGUAUGGGAUAUCCACAACUUUUUAAGUAUAAAGGUUCUGAAAAAAGGUUUAGAAUAGGGUCAUGGAAUGGAGAAAGUUUUAGUGGAUAUUCAUCUCAUCAACUGAAACAAAAUAUUAGAGUAGAGUUCAUCAUGAAUCAUAAAGAAGUGUAUCUAGUAUUUAAAACCGUCGAUAGAUCAGUUACCUGGAUUUAUACAGUUACAUCUUCGGGCCAUGGAGAGCUUUCUGCUUGGACGAGUCAAUCCAAUAGCCGAAAAGUCAUCUCGACCGGGGAGGAAGAUGAAUGCGAAAAUUAUGCCUUGUGUGGUGUUUAUUCUGUGUGCAAUAUGAAUGGUAAUUCUCCUACAUGUGAAUGUCUCAAAGGAUUUGUUCCCAAGUUUCCAGAACAGUGGAAUAUGUCAUAUUGGUCUAAUGGUUGUGUUUCAAGGACGGAAUUGGAUUGUGAUAAGAACACACAUGGCUUCUUUAAGUACACAAACAUGAAAGUGCCAGACACGUCUUCGUCGUGGUUUAGCAAGGCCAUGAACCUUGAUGAAUGUCGGAAGAAGUGUCUGGAAAAAUGUUCUUGUACGGCGUAUGCCAAUUUAGACAUUCGCAGAGGAGGAACCGGUUGUCUACUCUGGUUUGGAGCUCUGAUUGACACGAGGACGUUUUCUCAAUGGGGACAAGACCUUUACAUCAAGGUCCCUGCUUCUCAACUCGAUAAUGGUCUAAGUAAAAUGAAGAAGUUGGUAGAAAUCAUAGUUGGUGUGAUUUUAUUUGGAUUCAUAACUUGUGUCAGCAUAAUGAUACACAGAAGACAAGGGUUGGCAAGAAUAAUUUACAGGAAGCAUUAUGAAAAUAUACUGAGGAAGGAAGACAUUGGUCUACCAAAUUUUGAUCUGUCUGUCUUAGCCAAAGCCACUGACAACUUCUCAAGCAGUAACAAGCUAGGAGAAGGAGGCUUUGGACCAGUGUAUAAGGGCACACUAACAAAUGGGCAAGAGUUAGCUGUUAAAAUGCUUUCAGAAAGGUCUGUACAAGGGAUGGAGGAAUUCAGAAAUGAAAUUCUAUUGAUUGCCAAACUUCAACACCGAAACCUUGUGAAGCUUCUUGGUUGUUGCAUUCAAGAAGAAAAAGUAAUGUUGAUCUAUGAAUACAUGUCCAACAAAAGCUUGGAUCACUUUAUUUUUGAUGAAAAUAGAAGGAAGUUGCUAGAUUGGCCUACACGUUUCAACAUUAUUGGUGGCAUUGCACGAGGACUUCUUUAUCUUCAUCAAGACUCUAGACUGAGGAUUAUUCAUAGAGAUCUAAAAACUAGCAAUAUUUUAUUGGAUGCAAAUAUGGAACCAAAAAUAUCGGACUUUGGAUUGGCUCGGACUAUCCUAGGAGAUCAAGUAGGGGCAAAAACAAACAAGGUGGCUGGGACAUAUGGUUACAUGUCUCCUGAAUAUGCUGUGCGUGGACUUUUCUCAAUGAAAUCAGAUGUCUUUAGUUUUGGUGUGAUAGUUCUAGAGAUAAUAAGUGAACAGAAGAAUAGAGAAUUUUCAGAUCCCGAGCACUGUCAUAAUCUUCUCGGACAUGCAUGGAAAUUAUGGACAGAAGGAAGACAGUUGGAACUGUUGGAUGAAGUGUUACGCGAAGGAUGCACGCCUUUUGAAGUGAUUCGAUGCAUACACGUGGCCCUGUUAUGUGUGCAACAAAAACCUCAAGAUAGGCCAGAUAUGUCAUCUGUGGUUCUAAUGUUAAAUGGUGAGAAAUUAUUGCCAAAGCCAAGGAUUCCUGGUUUUUAUUCUGAAGGAGAUGUUACAAGUGAAGGAGAUGCUUUAUUGACAAAAUGCACACUGCUCUCGCCCAAUGAAACUUCCAUUACAAUAUUAGAGGCAAGGUAGAAUAUGAAGGCAAGAAAAUAGCAAGAUACCUGUAAUUAUGCAUCAUACAUGAUCUCAUAUUCUUUCCAUGUUAAAAAUAUAUUAUAUUAUUGUGGAAAUAUUCGAACACGUA